Messenger RNA from Asterias rubens (European starfish), 3975 nucleotides. RefSeq lists its product as uncharacterized. The coding region runs from base 1 to 3975 and encodes 1324 amino acids. Gene Ontology annotation, biological process: DNA integration. Gene Ontology annotation, molecular function: nucleic acid binding; zinc ion binding. Lineage: Eukaryota; Metazoa; Echinodermata; Asteroidea; Forcipulatida; Asteriidae. The record is from RefSeq and is a predicted model, not a curated record. The transcript has a single exon.
AUGGCGUCUGUGAAUGCACUCAUCGGUAGGAUCGACCCUUUUGACCGUUCCGAGGAGGACUGGCAUACAUAUGUAGAGCGCUUAGAUCAGUAUUUUGAGGCCAAUAACAUCAAGGACAAAAAGGUUCCUGCUUUUAUUAGUUUAAUUGGGCCCAAAACUUAUGGACUGUUGAAGAAUCUUCUCGCUCCGGAAAAACCAAGCACCAAGUCAUACAAAGAAUUGGUUGACAUUUUGGGGAAGCACCUUGCCCCCAAACCACUUGUCAUUGCAGAGAGAUUUCGCUUCCACAAGCGUGAUCAGCGGGAAGGCGAGUCUGUCACUGCAUACCUUGCAGAAUUGAGGCGGUUGACCGAAUAUUGUGAAUUUGGAGACUAUCUUAACGAUGCACUUCGUGAUCGUCUUGUGUGUGGUCUACGAGCCGGAAACAUCACUAAACGUCUGCUUGCAGAGGCAAAGCUCACACUCAAGAAAGCCAUUGACAUUGCUACAGCUAUGGAAGCUGCAGCAAAGGACGCAGUUGAAUUUCAACAGCAAUUUAAACCAGAGUCAACCGUUCAUAAAUUUGCGUCAAAGAAACCAACGUCUUCCACUGCAUGUUUUCGCUGUGGAAGGGCGGGACAUUCCCCGAAUCAGUGUCGUUUCAAGGAUGCAACAUGCCAUGAAUGCAACAAAAAGGGACAUAUCCGACCAGCGUGUCGAUCAAAAUCUGACCAACAACCCAGUCGUGGCCCUCCAAAGCAAGGGAAGGGGAAACAAAAGUCAAAACCUAUGAAGUCAGUGGAAAUGACAGAAAAUUAUGAGGAUGCUUCGUCAAUGUUUGUCGGGCGACUGGCCAUUAACAAGUUGGACCAGAACAAAGAUAGUACCAUUUGGGUGACACUAUCCAUUAAUGGUACACCCUUGCGCAUGGAACUUGACACUGGAUCAGCAGUAUCAAUCAUCUCAAAGGGAGAUUAUCUGCACAAAUUCUCCAAGUUGGAACUGCACCCAACCCGCAUGAAACUUCAGACAUACACUGGUGAGAAAAUAACACCAGUUGGUUUGUUGCAUGUGAGUACUGCCUACCAAGGACAACAAUUCUGUGGAGAGCUAUACGUUGUCGACCGUGGAGGACCAGCGCUAUUAGGACGCGACUGGCUCACACACGUUAAGUUGGACUGGCCAAAUAUUUUGUCACUGUCUGUGGAAAAUCAUACUGACACUACAGCUAAGCUGACAGCUUUACUUGAGGAGUAUGAUGAGCUCUUCAAAGAAGAAAUUGGAGAACUUAAAGGUAUCAAAGGUAACCUCAUACUUAAAGAGAAUGCUCAACCAGUUUUCCUGAAGGCUAGACAAGUGCCGUAUGCACUUAGGCCUAAAAUUGAAGCAGAACUUGUUAAGCUUCAACGUGAGAACAUAAUUACACCAGUGGAGACUAGUGAAUGGGCAACACCCAUUGUGCCCGUCGCAAAGAAAAGUGGCGGAGUACGCAUCUGUGGAGACUUUAAAGUGACUCUAAACGCUAAUCUACGGACUGAACAAUAUCCCUUGCCAAAGAUUGAGGAUAUUUUCGCGACACUUGCUGGAGGUCAGCGAUUCAGUAAGCUUGAUUUGAGACAGGCUUAUCUUCAUAUGGUAAUGAAUGAGGAGUCAAGUAAUUUACUCACCUUGAACACUCACAAGGGACUGUACAAAAUGAACCGCCUAGCGUUUGGUGUGUCGUCGGCCCCUGCAAUGUGGCAACGCUCAAUGGAACAAAUUUUGCAGGGCAUUCCAGGGGUACAGUGCAUCCUGGAUGAUAUGAUAAUCACUGGCCGCAAUGACACAGAGCACUUACACAAUUUGGAAAGAGUGCUCAAGGUCCUGCGUGAUCGCGGACUGCGACUUAAUAAGUCGAAAUGCGAGUUCUUUAAGAAGAAGGUGAUCUACUGUGGGCAUGCAAUUGAUGCCCAGGGAUUACACAAGACCCAGGAAAAGAUACAAGCGGUCAACAAUGCUCCACCUCCUACGAAUGUUAGUCAGGUUCGCUCGUUCCUCGGACUCAUUAACUAUUAUCAUCGUUUUUUGCCUGACUUGGCAACAGUGUUACAUCCACUUAACCAGUUGCUAGAGAAGAAUCGCAAGUGGGCGUGGACCCCUGGUUGUGAUAAGGCAUUCAAAGUUGCUAAGACAUUGAUUACAUCUGAUGAAGUGCUAACACACUACAAUCCAGCCUUGCCAGUAAAGUUAGCUUGUGAUGCUUCGCCUUAUGGAUUGGGCGCUGUCAUGUCGCAUGUAAUGCCCAAUAACACCGAGCGACCAAUUGCGUACGCUUCUCGCACGCUUUCCUCUGCUGAGCGUAAUUACUCUCAAAUUGACAAGGAAGCUUUGGCACUAGUUUGGGGUGUCAAAAAGUUUAAUAACUAUCUACAGGGACGGAAGUUUACAUUGGUUACGGAUCAUCAACCACUCACUUCCAUCUUCCAUCCUGCUAAGAGUGUUCCCACGACAACAGCAUCACGUAUGGUGCGAUACGCUCUUUUUCUUGCUAGUCACGACUACGAAAUAGAAUACAAGAACACCACUAAGCACUGUAAUGCGGAUGGACUUUCGCGACUGCCAGUACCUGAGGUUCGGACUGAAGACAUUGACCCGGAUGAUCUUCUCCACAUGUCUCAGCUGGAGAAAAUGCCAGUCACUAGUGCUCAAGUACGCAAAGAAACGGCUCGCGAUAUUGUGCUCUCCCAAGCUUGUGAAUUCACCAUGAAAGGAUGGCCGAACACAUAUGACGCUGAACUUAAACCCUUUAACGUACGCAGGAAUGAACUUUCACUGCACGAUGGAUGUCUUAUGUGGGGAUUACGUGUGAUAAUUCCACUAAAACUACGUGAGACCAUUCUCGCUGAGUUGCAUCAGGGUCACUUGGGAGUUGUCAAAAUGAAAAAUCUCGCUCGUGGAUAUGUGUGGUGGCCCGGACUCGAUAACGACAUUGAACUACUUGCGAAAGGUUGUGCUGGAUGCCAAAAAGUACAGCACAAUCCCAAGUCAGCACCACUCCACACAUGGGAGUGGCCCACAACACCAUGGCAGCGUAUUCAUAUUGACUAUGCCGGCCCAUUUUUUGGCCAAAUGUUUCUUGUAGUUGUGGACGCCCACUCCAAGUGGCCUGAGGUUGUGAGUACGAAAUCUGCAGACUCUACGCGCACAAUUGAAAUUCUACGCAGCAUUUUUGCACGGAAUGGAGUGCCAGAGCAGUUAGUCAGCGAUAACGGCCCACAGUUUACAUCGGACGAGUUUCAAACAUUUCUGAAGCGUAACGGGAUAAAGCAUAUUACAUCUGCCCCGUACCACCCUUCUACGAAUGGGCUCGCUGAACGAUUCGUUCAAACCUUCAAACAAGCGCUGAAAUCAAUGAGUGGGGAGAAGGGUUCCACAGCAGCCAAAUUGGCUAACUUUCUGUUUGCAUACAGGAGUGCCCCACACAGCACGACCGGACAAUCUCCAGCAAUGUUGUUCUUGGGGAGAAACCUUCGUUCACGAUUGGAUAUUCUAAAGCCUAAUGUCCGUCGCCAUGUCAACAACAAGCAAAUGGAUCAGACUGCGUCACACACAUCUGCCAAUAUAACGCGUGAGUUUCACAUUGGUCAAACUGUUUCUGUUCGCGACUACAGAGGCAAUCAAAAAUGGAUACCUGGUGUGGUACAUGCUCGCACUGGACCUGUGUCCUAUGAAGUUUGUGUCGGUCCAAACAUGAUCUGGCGCCGCCAUAUUGACCAACUUCUCGACUCGCACAUUGGGAAACCCCCUAAUCUCAAUGUACCUGUACCCUAUGAUGUCAUACCACAGAUCGUACCAUCGGAAAUGGACAAUCCUACACCAACACCAGUUGAACCAGACCUUACUGAACCUAGUGAAACGUCAUCACCUACUAAACCUUCCAUGUCAGGUAGUCCACAUGUUGUUGAACGUCGCUACCCCGCACGCGAACAUAAACCUCCUGAUAAACUCAAUUUAUAA